AACAGCUUUACAGAGAGGAGUGUAGGGUAACACUGCUCAGGACAACAAGGUGAUGUUGUCGAUUAAUGUCUUGUUAGACGGAUAUAAUGGUCCAAGAGGAAGUGAUAAAUGCUAAGAGGGUUUAUAACAUUUUAAUGACGCAAUCGUAAAGGCCGUUUCUUAUGAAGAUGUCAGGGUAAACGCCUCAGCUCAUCUGCUUCUUGGAUUCCUUAUUAUUACACCCUGAGGUGAAUCAGUGUAACUCCUUCCAAAAUGAGCCGGGAUGCUCCUAUCCACAGCUGGCCUGGCUCCUAUUACAUCAACACUGAGAAGCGGUGGGAAACUGGCACCCUGUCCCUCACCAGGACCAUGGUGCGCUUUGUCUCUAACCAGAGUAAGGAGAGUCUUACCAGCUUUCGCCUUUCCAGGAUCAUGGAUAUCAAGAUGGAGUCAUCCAGUUUCAUCUUCAGCACUCUCACAGUGCUUGAAGAGGGCAAUGUGAAACACUGGUUUGGUUCCCUUAAGCCUAACAGGGUGGUGGUUUAUAACGUGUUAGAGCAUUUUUGGAGGGAACGCCUCCUGUCCCCUGGCUCAGAGGCACGGGGGGCCGAAUGCAAACCCUCUAAAGGCAGUGAGCUGAUCAGCCUGGUGGCGGGGGCCCAGAGAAGAUUGGAGGACUCCGGCAAAGUCCUCAGCCACCAAGGAGAGCAGUUUGACAAUGCGAUGCAGGGACUGGAGAAGAUUGGCUCAGAUCUGGGCGUGGCUGAUAAACUUUUGUCAGAGCUGGAAUCUCCCCCCUGGUGGCCAUUUGGUAAACUCCCCUGGAAAACUCAGCAGGAAGCUAAGGUGGAGGACGCUGCAAGAGCUGCGUCCCGGUCAGCAGCUGGUAAAGGCUCUGGUAAAAAUAAGGUAAUCGCAAGCAUCCCAGCUAUAGUGACCAAAGGAGGGGACUCAGAUUUAAAACCUGGAUGCUUGUUGGUGCUGGUGUCCUCACUGGAGGUGCUAGACACAAACUGCCAACUCAUUCACCGCUUUGAAAGAAAUGACAUUGACGAAGUUAGAGUGCACAGUCCGUAUGAGAUCACUGUAAGACAGCGGUUCAUUGGGAAGCCGGAUAUAUGCUACAGGUUCCUGUCUGCCAAGAUGCCGGAGGCAAUGUCGGUGUUAGAGAUUCAAUACAGAAAAAAAGUGGAGUUCACUAAUGAAUACACGGCUUUCAGAGCAACUCCAGUUUCAUCUCCGUCUGACACAGAGGGGCAAACCUGGAAUGAAGGUCUGCUACAGAGGUGCCAAGACACGGAGCUCCCACUAGAGGUCCCAGCAGGAGCGCUGUCCCAGCUGCAGGUGCACGUCCUCCAGCCAUCUGUCAGUCAGUCUGAGGCCCAGGAACUGAAACAGAUGCUGAUGCAGCUGAAGAACCUUGCCUUGGAGGCAGAGACAGAGCUGGAGCGGCAGGAUGAUGUUCUGAACGACCUGACCAGCUCCACUGACCGAGCCACCAUGAACGUAGAGAAGCACACCUGCCGCAUGAGAAAACUGCUGUAGCUGUGACAGCGUCCCCAUGCCCCCCUUUAGGGAUGCACAGCAAGCUUCCUAAUCGUCUUCAUGAGGUUGGUAGAAAGUUGGACCAGCAGAAUACAGCAGUUGGGACAUGCAUACUCAAGACACUUGACAACAAUUUUUGUUGCAUAUUAUUACAUAAUCACACAGAUUCAAGCGUAUAGAGUUUACGGAAAGUACAGGAACUUGACGCUAAACACAUUUACCAAAAUCCCUGAUAUUUGCCUUUUAGGUUAUGAGUUUUUUGUUUGGUUUCUUUUUUUAAAUUUUAAAUAAUUCAACACAGCUUACUAAGCAUUUCAUUUGUCAUUACUUUGUGGAGUUGCCAUUUGUAAAACAAUUGCCUAAAGUAAAAGCGGCACCCAGUUGCCCAUCCAGCACUAUGUUGGGUCGAUGCUGAUGAUUUGGCUCUGCCUAUUUAACCUAUUGGCUUUGGAACCUGAGUUGUAUAUUGGUAAAUAGCUUGCAUCUAAUGCCUUCGGAAAGCGAAAUAUAACAAGCCUUAUUUUUUAUCUUUGAAGAAACACAUUUGUUUUAUUUCAGUUGGGCGGACAUAUUCCCCACUAAAUAAGGUGUAAGCAAUAGAAUGACGGUUAAAGCUUUCCUGUUGCAUCACAUUAAUAUCCUUGAUGAUGGAGUGCCAGUCUUUCUUUUUAUAACCUUUGCUUUCACAUUAUUGUCCUGCUGUAUCUGUGUCACUUGUCCUCUCCAGACAUUGUCUCUGUGCUGCUUUAUGUUGCAUGUGUUAAUAUUGCUGCGUAUUAUUGCAUCGAGAGAAAGGGUCCCAACCUUUCUAAGAUAUAGCCGAAGACUGUAAGCGUGCAACUUGUUCUGGGAAUCUUGAAACCAGAACCGAAAACACUUCCAUGAUUUGUUUUUAAAUAAUGUAAACUAAAUACUCCAUAUUUAACUCACAAUCUACUGUAUAUCUUGUGAACAAUUGACAAUUUAAUUCUGUAUAAUCUGUAAAUGACAGAUGCAUGUAUUGUGAUUUUAUUGUGUUCUAUUAUUACUGUCAACUUGUAAUUAGCUGAGAGUUAUACUUUAAAUUAUUUUUAAAAUAAUAAUUUCGGAGCUGUAAAUACGCUUCUUUUGCUGAUGAUACUAAACUUAUCCUGACAUUGGAUAGAAAUAAACGAUCAGCUAUAAAUACAAAGGGAAAAGGUACACCUGCAUCUGUUUAAAGCAAACACAUGGAAUAAAUGAAGCAACACUUGCAUUUUAGAUAUUGGAAUCAUUUAAUUAUUUAAUUCUACUGAAAAGUAUCACAAUUGUUGGCCUGUCAUAGCAUGAUCUGAAAUAAAAGUAAGUCUCCAACUAUCAAAAGUAAAA
Messenger RNA from Notothenia coriiceps (black rockcod), 2871 nucleotides. RefSeq names its product synaptosome associated protein 47 (gene snap47). The transcript has 5 exons. NCBI's taxonomy places the organism in Eukaryota, Metazoa, Chordata, Actinopteri, Perciformes, Nototheniidae. The record is from RefSeq and is a predicted model, not a curated record. The coding region runs from base 253 to 1524 and encodes 423 amino acids. Gene Ontology annotation, cellular component: SNARE complex; plasma membrane. Gene Ontology annotation, biological process: exocytosis; synaptic vesicle priming; synaptic vesicle fusion to presynaptic active zone membrane. Gene Ontology annotation, molecular function: SNAP receptor activity; syntaxin binding.